AAGAAACAUAAACAAACAUGCAACUUUAGGAAAUGUAAAUUAAAAACACAGAAUUUUAAGUAAUAUUAGAAAUCAAAGCGAGAUUUUUGUUUCAAAUGAAGUGUUUGUUUUACAUUCUCUCUGAAAUUCUUUGUCAAAAUACCUUCAACUUCAGGAGUUAAAGAGAAGUCAGGUCCCAAGUAAUGGCCAAAUCCACCAGGCAGGAUUACAUUUGUUAUCUUUAUGGGAGGAGCUUUCACUUGGCCAAGUGAUCCACCAUCCACAGGAGAGUUGGUAACAGGAAUAAGCUAUAUAAAAAAAUAAAUUAAGAGCAUCUCAUCCCCAAAACUCAGAUCAAUAGGUUUAGUCCUUAUCACAAGCCCCAUUUGACAAUCAAAUUUUUUUUUUUUUAGUCAGGAGUUAUAUGCUUGCCUAAACUCAGAAUUGGUACUAAGUAAAACCUGUAAAAUCAACAGAGCCUUUUGAGAAGUUAACCUCCCUCAGAAUCUUGUUCUGUUUUUUCAGACUGCAUUGUACUCACCACUAGAAUCUAAGGAUUUAGAUUCCAAAAGGAUCUUAACAAGGUGUGGCAGAUGUCUCCAGUGCCAUGGACCACACCUUUUCAACAGCAUCAAAAGAUGAGGAAGGAGCGUGUUACACAUCUCUAAUUUCCGACAUCUGUUACCCACCUUGGGAGGAUUCCACAUACUUCACUGGAAUUCUUCAGAAGGAAAAUGGCCACAUCCCCAUUUCAGAGAGCCCUGAGGAGUUGGGUGCCCCCAGCCCCUCCUUACCCGAUGUGCCUGGGAUAGAGCCUCAUGGCUUAUUGAGUUCUGAUUCUGGAAUAGAGAUGACUCCUGCAGAGUCCACUGAAGUGAACAAGAUCUUAGCAGACCCCCUGGGCCAGAUGAAAGCAGAAGCCUAUAAAUACAUUGACAUCACCAGGCCAGAAGAGGUGAAACAUCAGGAGCAACGUCACCCAGAGUCAGAAAAUAAAGAUUUGGACUUGAAGAAUAAGGACACUGAAAUCUCAACAAAACCUGACAGGGUCCGUGAACCUGACAAACCGGCUCCUGUGGAGGGAAAAAUCAUCAAGGACCAUUUAUUUGAAGAAUCUACCUUUGCUCCUUACAUAGAUGAUCUCUCUGAAGAACAGCACAGCGCUCCCCUGAUCACUGCCCCUGUCAAAAUCACUCUGACGGAGAUAGAACCUUCUGUUGAAACUGCUACCCAGGAGAAGACCCCCGAGAAACAAGACAUCUGUCUGAAGCCAAGUCCUGACACAGUCCCCACCGUUACUGUCUCAGAGCCUGAAGAUGACAGCCCAGGAUCUGUCACCCCUCCAUCUUCUGGAACAGAACCAUCUGCUGCAGAAUCCCAAGGGAAAUGCAGCAUCUCCGAGGAUGAGCUAAUCACCGCCAUUAAAGAAGCAAAGGGCUUAUCCUACGAAACCACCGAGAGCCCGCGGCCAGCGAGCCAGGUGGCCGACAGGCCCGAGGUCAAGGCCAGGUCUGGGCUGCCGACCAUCCCCAGCCCCCUGGACCACGAGGCCAGCAGCGCGGAGUCGGGCGACUCGGAGAUCGAGCUGGUGUCCGAGGACCCGAUGGCCGCCGAGGACGCGCUGCCCCCGGGCUAUGUGACCUUCGGCCACGUGGGCGGCCCGCCGCCCUCGCCGGCCUCGCCGUCCAUCCAGUACAGCAUCCUGCGGGAGGAGCGCGAGGCCGAGCUGGACAGCGAGCUCAUCAUCGAGUCGUGCGACGCCUCCUCGGCCUCGGAGGAGAGCCCCAAGCGGGAGCAGGACUCGCCGCCCAUGAAGCCGGCCGCCCUGGACGCCAUCCGGGAGGAGCCGGGCGCGCGGGCCGAGGAGGGCGCCCAGGGCCCCUUCCCCGCGUACCCGACGGCCGCGCCCCCGGCCGGCCCCGAGCCGCACUCCGGAGACGGGGCCCCGGCGCCCGAAGGGUCCACGCCGCAGCGGAAACCCGCGGGAGCCGCGAGUCCCAACCAAAGCCCCAUGAAGAGUCCUGGGCCUCGAGGUCCUGGCACCGCGCCCCCUCUGCUGUUUUUCAACAAGCAGAAAGCUAUCGACCUGCUGUACUGGCGGGACAUCAAGCAGACGGGCAUCGUGUUUGGGAGCUUCCUGCUGCUGCUCUUCUCCCUGACGCAGUUCAGCGUGGUGAGCGUUGUGGCCUACCUGGCCCUGGCCGCACUCUCAGCCACCAUCAGUUUCCGCAUCUACAAGUCUGUCUUACAAGCUGUGCAGAAAACCGACGAGGGCCACCCUUUCAAGGCCUACUUGGAGCUUGAGAUCACCCUUUCUCAGGAGCAGAUUCAGAAGUACACGGACUGCCUGCAGUUCUACGUGAACAGCACGCUUAAAGAACUGAGGAGGCUCUUCCUUGUCCAGGACCUGGUGGACUCCUUAAAAUUUGCAGUCCUGAUGUGGCUCCUGACGUAUGUGGGCGCCCUCUUCAACGGCCUGACCCUGCUGCUCAUGGCUGUGGUUUCAAUGUUUACUCUACCUGUAGUGUAUGUUAAGCACCAGGCACAGAUUGACCAAUAUCUGGGACUUGUGAGGACUCACAUAAAUGCUGUUGUGGCAAAGAUUCAGGCUAAAAUCCCAGGAGCUAAAAGGCACGCUGAGUAAACUGAUGUCCCACCGGGGACUGGACACAAACAGGAAUGUCUGGAGUGGUAACAGCUCUUCUUACUCAUUACUGCAAAUUGAUUGUUUCCCCCCAGUACCAUAAUCUUAGAGACAAACUUUCAAACAGCUGUUUUUAGGCUGUUCCUGUACUCUUAGGAUAUUUGAGUCACUUGUGUCAAGCACUAAAGUAUAGAGAAAAGUGUAUUAGAUGUGGUUUUUAAUUUUGUGUUGCUAAAAAAAGUGCAUGAUGGUGAGAGCCCAAGUUAUCUUUCCUUCUUCAGUGUUCUUCUCCUCUCUGCAAUGCUUCUGUAGCUUCUAACGUCCCUUGUGGCUAGGCUUUUCCUGCCGAGUGCACUGAUGCAAUAGUGGAAAUUGCUUAUAUGUCCUUGGGUUGCUGGUUGGAUUAAUCUUUAAUAACAAUAUAUAGAAUUGUAGACUGAUGUUUUAGCAUUUUUCCAACACACACAACGUAAAAAUAAAAACAGUCGACCGUACUUAUGGUAAUCAGUUUUGUAUAACUUAAAAUAAUUAAAUAAAUGAAUAAACCCAAAACAAACAUGCAGUACUUUUGUUGUAUGGGAUUGGUGGGCUGAUUUACAUGUAUGGUAACUAAAAAGUGCCAGCAUGUUAACUUUAUUACGAUUUGUAUUCCUUUCUCUGUAGUUCCUAACGGACUCAGUUAUGGACUCUGGAUAUUUGCACUUAUGUACUUGAUACUGAAUGCAUAAAUAAAUGUUACUAAAUGUA
Messenger RNA from Lemur catta (Ring-tailed lemur), 3370 nucleotides. RefSeq names its product reticulon 1 (gene RTN1). Gene Ontology annotation, biological process: neuron differentiation; endoplasmic reticulum tubular network formation; brain development. Gene Ontology annotation, cellular component: postsynaptic density; neuron projection. The record is from RefSeq and is a predicted model, not a curated record. The transcript is spliced from 9 exons. Bases 587 to 2623 code for a protein of 678 amino acids. NCBI's taxonomy places the organism in Eukaryota, Metazoa, Chordata, Mammalia, Primates, Lemuridae.